Erythranthe guttata (spotted monkey flower) is the source of this 456-nucleotide messenger RNA. Lineage: Eukaryota; Viridiplantae; Streptophyta; Magnoliopsida; Lamiales; Phrymaceae. The record is from RefSeq and is a predicted model, not a curated record.
UUCUUCUCCCUUUCUCUCCUCUGGUUUCCCCUUUUCUCCGGCGAAAAAAUCACUGUAAAACCCACCCACCCCACAAUGGCUACAAAUGAUGUAUCUAAUGAUGUACCCAGUGUGAUUCUUGGAAGUUGUCGAUACAAAAAUCAACUUCACAUUAUUUCCAUAAAAAGUAAUUCGACAUUAAUGGAGAUAUAUGGUGCUAUUAUCAACAAAUGGAAUCAUAUCCAUCCAGAUGCACUGAUCCUCCAAUACUUGGCUCCUCGGGAAAGAUUGUAUGUGACAUUGGGCACUGAUGAAGAUGUGGAGAAUAUGGUUGCAUUGCAUCUGAUAAUGAAGAUGAGUGUGGUCGACAUUGUCGUGACCUGCAAAGAUGAAGCUAAUUCGCGUGGAAAGAGGGUUCGCACCGAUGGCUGGGAGGACAAGAUGGAGGAGAGCUUACAUGAUUGCCCAUUCAAGUGA